Messenger RNA from Ruditapes philippinarum (Manila clam), 2287 nucleotides. Its product is annotated as extracellular serine/threonine protein CG31145-like. The transcript has 9 exons. Gene Ontology annotation, biological process: protein phosphorylation. Gene Ontology annotation, cellular component: Golgi apparatus. NCBI's taxonomy places the organism in Eukaryota, Metazoa, Mollusca, Bivalvia, Venerida, Veneridae. Bases 358 to 1719 code for a protein of 453 amino acids. The record is from RefSeq and is a predicted model, not a curated record. Gene Ontology annotation, molecular function: phosphotransferase activity, alcohol group as acceptor.
AUCUGUGACAGAUGUCAAUAAUAAUUACAUGAAAAUGAUACAUUUUACAAUAUGAUCAGCGUGUUUUUUCUUCUUCUUUAACUUUCAUCAUGAUAACACAUGUUACAACAUCUCACAUUUACUGUGUACACUUGAAUCAAGUUAACACUACAAUACACUUUUUAAUCAGGACUUACUUUGAAUGCAAAUGCUCAUUUUGCUUACAGGCACUUUCGUUAAAAGCUAUAAUGUCUUUAUCAAUUGAUAAUAUAUUCAAGAUUAUCUUCUUUUCCGCGGAGAGGCUGAAUAAAUUUUGUUGAUAAAUGAUACUCACGCCAAUUCACGUUAUUAUAACAAAAUUUGAGGAGAAGUGUUAGGAUGACUUUAAGAAAGUUAAAACUAUUGACAAGAUUAUCUCUGAUAUGCUGUUCGGUGAUUUUAAUUAUCAUUAUCAUCAAUAUGACCCAGUCUUUAGAUGACCAGUACGAUAUAAAUGACGAAUAUAUUGUAACACAGUAUGGACCUGGUGAAGUUACAGACUCGACUUCUGAAAAUAAGGACAUGAGACAGGUUCCUCUGCUAACACAAAUAAAGACUCAGAGAAAUAAUGUUGUAUUAGGCAAUAAAGCAAAGGAACAAAGAGAUGUUAACGUGGAUCUAAUGAUUGAUAGACUUAAUAAGACAGAGGAGUUCUUCACAUUAUCAUUUUGGAAUACUAGUUUUACAGAAUUGGUAAGAACGUUGGGAAGUAAAGCUAAGAAAAAUGCUAAAACAUUAUUUGCAUUCGAUAACAUCAAAACUAAAGAAAAUUUACCAGCCUGGAAACAACUGCACAUGAAUAUUCGACAAUUUUCUCUUUAUGAUCCAGAUGACCCGAAUCUUAACAUCGUGCUUGAUGAACUUUCAAAGCUUCCAAUCAAAUCAAUGGAAACUUCGGACGACUGGAAGGAUGGAACACAAUUUAAAAUGGUUUUUCAUUUUGAGAAUGGUGCGACAGGAUUGGCAAAGCCUAUGAGGUAUCGUAGAGAAGUUGAAACGAGUGAAAAUCACUAUAUUUUUGACGACAUGGAAAGACAUAUAGCCGAAAUAGCGGCUUUCCAGCUUGACAAACUACUAGGUUUUCAGCGAGUUCCACCAACGAUAGGAAGAAAGGUAAAUAUAACCAGUGAACUGAAGCCAAUUUCACCAAAGUCAUUAAAUAAGACGAUCUACUACUCACCAGCUGGAAAUAUUUGUUUUUAUGGAAAAUGCCGACAAUUUUGUAAUCAUGCGUAUGCGUUCUGUGGACAUCCGGACAUGAUUGAAGUUUCCAUACAGAGCUUCCUGCCCUCUGAAAAAAUAGCGCGCAGAAAAUCUUGGCAACAGCCUUGGAAGAGAGCGUACAGUCUCCGCCGAAAAGCAUACUGGGAAACCAAUGACGAUUUGUGUAUUUCGGUGCGGAAAAGGAGUCCUUUCAACAACGGGAAGAUUCUACAAGACAUAAUUGACGUACAUACAUUCGACUUUUUGACAGGCAAUAAAGAUCGACAUAACAUCGCAACAUUCAAGCAGUUCGGAAAUUAUUCAUUUCCAAUAUUGUAUGAUAACGGUAGAGGAUUUGGACGACAAACUUACGACGCCUUGUCUAUUUUGGCACCGCUGAGGCAAUGCUGUCUUAUUCGAAAAUCAACUUUGCUGAAGUAUAUUAAAUUAUAUUUAGGAGAUGAGAAACUCAGUUCACUAAUGAGAAAAGCUUUUUAGAAAGUGACCCAGUAGCACCUGUUCUAGUUGAAGGACAUUUGAACGCCUUGGAUAGACGUCUUGUAAAAAUUCUGUAUGCUGUUGCAAUCUGCUUACAGUCUCGUGCUGUACGUGACGUAAUUGUUGCAGAUGACUUUUGGACGGGGGCUUGAAAUGUCUGAUCUUAUACUGUUUUUUAUUUUUAUACAAAUUCAGUUGUCAGUUUUUAUGCUCACCGAAGGGUAGUGUAAAAGAUCCAUUAAUCUUCAUAGCCUAAGUUUGCCUAAUAAUUAAGCUUUAAACUUUGAAACUACAAGAGGUAUACUUUUCUGUGUCCAAAGCCUAUUCGGGGAGCAUCACCCGGUUCAACCGGCUCUUGCAUAUAAAGUUUCUAUACCUGAUUCCUUACAGACCUGUGGUUAUACAUGUAUCUUAUAUUAAGAAAAAAAGUUAAAAUUUAACUGUUUAAAUUCAAAUUAUUAUUGUAUUAUAACGCACUACAUUACGCCCACUGAAUAUAUAUGUCCCAGCGGAUAUUUGUUUGAUUGGGUUUUUACGUCACACCGACACAGUAUAGGUCAAGGCGACG